AUGGAUGUUGCUCUGCUCUUCCCAGAAGCCCUCAGCCCGAAUACUCCAACACCAAAACCGGUGGAGAAGAUUGUUUCAAACAUUCCCAAAACCUUUGCUACCAUUGUUUCUAACAACGUUUGUGACAUCCCCCUUAGUCAAUUCCCUCAAGCUUGUGUUAAAGGGGACAUAUUAGCUAUAACAAUUCCAGAGGAGGAGUAUAAACUAGGUGUCGAAGCCUGCAAACAUCACCUUCAUGGUAGAGUCGUCUGGUUCAAGGGCACCACGCCGCUAACGGUGGUGGGCUUGAAAACUAAACUCAUGUCUUUAUGGCCUUCAAUUGGAAAAUGGGGAAUAACCUCUCUGGGGAAAGGUUUCUUCGAAUUUGCUUUCUCCUCCCUCGAGGAUGUCCAACGGGUGAGAUCUGUCAAUACCUGGAAUCUUUCACAAGGCACGCUCAAGCUUUUUCCAUGGACAAAAGAUUUUAUGCCAGCUACCCUUAAGCAAACCUCUGCACAAGUUUGGAUAAGAAUUCACGGGCUCUCACAAGAGUAUUGGAGGCCUCGGAUUAUAUUCGCUAUUGCAAGCAGUAUAGGAACCCCAAUAUGUAUUGAUUCAGCAUCCAACAAAUCUGUCUUUGAAAGACCUUUUGGUCAUUUCGUUAGGGUUCUGGUGGAUCUUGAUAUGACCAAGGAGCUCAACUUCAAAAUUCUUGUAGAAAGAAUUGGUUUUGCUUUCUUUGUUGACAUAGAGUAUGAGAAACUUCCAGAGUUUUGCAAUUUUUGUUCUUGCAUUGGCCACUCCAUUACCAACUGCAAAAGGAAAGAGGGUCAGAUACCUGGGCCUCUUCCCAACAAUGAUGCUAUUCUUAUCCCUACUCCUGUGGAGCGCGUUGCCGGUGAAUCUUCAAAUUCUCAACCUUUGGAGACUCCAGUGGCCGAAUUUGGGAAUGAUAGAACUAUUGUGAUAGGUUCCACAGCCAAUCAAUCCAAUGAAGAAGAAAACAAAUUGGAUAGUGAGUAUGUGGAUGCUACUCAGCUAGUGGAAAUGGUUCCGGAAACACAAAUAGACCCAGCUCAUAAAGCUCUAGUCACAAACUUUCUUGAUGAAUCCUGGGCAAACAUGGCAGACUUGGACAAAGUUGAUGAUCAUGGGGUAGAUCUCUUCCCUGAUAAAGAUUUCCAACUUGUCUUCAACAAGAAAAGAAGAAAUAAGAAGUCUCUUUCUUUGACCAACACUAGACCUAGGUCUAGUCCCAACAAACUAUCCCUAUGA
Molecule: messenger RNA, 1254 nt
Organism: Vicia villosa (hairy vetch)
Lineage: Eukaryota; Viridiplantae; Streptophyta; Magnoliopsida; Fabales; Fabaceae
Exons: 2
Coding region: 1-1254 (417 amino acids)
Source: RefSeq, a predicted model, not a curated record